AUGUCUAUUGACAGGCAGAACAAAUAAUGCUGUUCCACAACAUGGCAAAAAGUAAUUCCCCUGUGUGCACCCGUUGCCAUAAAAGCAAUAGAACAAGAUCAGGUUCAUGUUCAACUAAACAGACAUUUCAGAGAGUAAUUGACUUAAAACAAGAACAGUAUUAUUUCAUUAUUCAUAUUUUAGGUGACAUUUUGUUUGGUAGUAUUUUGUGAGAUUUGUCCAAAGUUCAAUGAGGGUUGUAAAAAAAAAAAGGUUUGACUCAAAGACAGAAGACAGAGCUAGAGGCAGAGUUAAAGAUGUUAAAAUUUGCUUUGGGAGUGAGGAGGAUGAACAGGAUCAGGAUGAAUAGCUCAUCAGAGAGGCCGCACAGACUGAAAGUGUUCUAAACAAAGCUAGAGAGGUCAGAUUGAGAUGAUUUGGAGAAUGUGCGGAGGAGCAGGGAUAUGUAGAUGAUUGCUGGAAGUAGAGCGACCGGGUGGGAGGUAAAAAGGAAGACCAAAGAGGAGAUUGGUGGUUGUGGUGAUAGAAGACUUGCACAGAGUUGAAGUAAGAGCAGAGGAUGCAGAGGACACAUCUUGAUGACUCGCAGUGGUCAGUGGUCGCCCUGGAAUAGACUCAAGUCGAAAGGAAAUAGACGACAUCAUGGCCAUUGUUUUUCUUCCAUUUAAAUGGACUCGCAGCGGUUCCAAGCCGUGACGUCUCCUGCCCGGUAUGGAACACACCCCUCCUCUCGAGCCUUGGUCGGAUUUCAGGACGCGAUGGAUUUCAGCGUUAAAAAGCUUGCUACGGGGGCUGGAUUGCUUUUUUCACGAGCUGUGCAGUUUACAGGCGAGAAGCUGGGUCAGGCGGAGAAAACCGAGUUGGAUGCUCACGAUGAAAACCUAAUGAUUCACGCAGACUGCACCAAAAACUGGACUGAGAAAAUCUACAGGCAAGCAGUGGUCUUGCUGCAGCCCAAUCCAAUUGACCACACUGGUGCUAGAAUUGAAGAGUUUCUCUACGAAAAGUUGGACAAAAAGGUACCAUCCAGAGAUACCAAUGGGGAACUUCUAGGUCAAUAUAUGCAAGAUGCUGCUCACGAAUUUGGUCCUGACACUCCAUAUGGAAGUAGUUUAAUCAAGGUCGGAGAGUGUGAGAGAAGAUUAGGAGCAAUGGAGAGAGAGUUCCUUCAUACAUCAGCCAUUAGUUUUCUUACACCCCUCAGGAACUUUCUGGAAGGAGAUUGGAGGACUAUUACAAAAGAACGACGUCUAUUAGAGAAUCUUCGUCUUGAUUUGGAUGCUGCUAAAGCACGUUUGAAGAAAGCCAAAGCGGCGGAGGCAAAGGCUGCCUGCGAGGGUGAUGUGGCUCCAGAUUUUCAGGAGACCAGACCACGGAACUAUGUGCUCUCUGCCAGUGCCUCUGCUCUUUGGAGUGAAGAAGUUGAAAAAAUUGAACUUGAACUCAGGGUUGCCCAAUCUGAAUUUGACCGACAGGCAGAGGUCACACGGCUUCUUUUGGAGGGUAUCAGCAGCACACACGUGAAUCACCUCCGCUGCCUGCAUGAGUUCGUCGAGGCCCAAGCAACUUAUUAUAAGCAGUGUCACAUCCACAUGCAAGAACUACAGAAAGAACUUGGAAGAUUAUUACUGUUUACACAAUCCCAGGAAUGGACUGUGACUGGCUAGUUGGUGAAAAGGGGGACCAAAAAGGAAAAGUGCCGAUCACAUACCUGGAGCUUCUCAGCUGAAGAACACACUAACACCAAAUUUUAUGAAUGGGUACUACUGAAGUCAGCGCAAUUCAUUUUUCCAGUUCCUCAUACUCUCCUUUCACUAGCAUGACAGUACAUACAGCAGCUGUUUGAUCUAAUUUACAAGCUUCACAUAGCUUCCAAUGUGUUACAAGUAGUGACACCUGUUUGACCACAAUGUGCCCAGUCUGUGACGCAAGUUAAUCUACAAAUUGAAUAACUUUCAAAACACAAGUUCCUGUUGACUUAGUGCAAAUUCCAUUUCGAAUUACAUGUUCCGUGUGUACAUUUGGAAUUAUUUACUCCAUAAUGAUAAUGAUGUCUCGAAGUGGCUUGAAAGGGACUACUGACCCAAGGUGGUUACGUUUUCACAAACAAACUCACGUUAUGUAUUUCUUGCUCAGGAAUAAUAAAUUGGCAUUAAUUUCUGUUAGG
Hippocampus comes (tiger tail seahorse) is the source of this 2167-nucleotide messenger RNA. RefSeq names its product endophilin-B2-like. Gene Ontology annotation, cellular component: cytoplasm; membrane. Lineage: Eukaryota; Metazoa; Chordata; Actinopteri; Syngnathiformes; Syngnathidae. The record is from RefSeq and is a predicted model, not a curated record. Bases 669 to 1667 code for a protein of 332 amino acids. Gene Ontology annotation, biological process: membrane organization. Gene Ontology annotation, molecular function: protein binding. The transcript has 13 exons.